CGUAUAAUCGAUCUCAUUGCGUCGUCACUGUGAAACGCAUCAGUGAUUCCAUCAGCACGAUUGGCGACUUCAUUCAACCAGCUGUUGCGUUUAAUAUAUGCACUGAAGAUGAGCAAAACACAUUUGGCUUUUAUCCUGUUGAUUGCAAAUCACAUUACCGGAGCCCUUUCUCGAGGUCCACCAGUGAUUGAUACGACAGCUCCCAUCCAACCACGUUUUACUGGAAAAUUGGGUGAAGUUAUUCAUUUUAUAUGCCCCAUCAGAGGUGACCCACAACCCAUUUUCGAGUGGUACAGAGACGGCGAGCGAGUCAUGGAAUAUUGGGAUCGCUAUCGGCUUAUCAGUAAAGGAUAUUCUCUCAACAUUCAGCGGCUUGAAUGCGAAGACCAGGGCACUUAUAUCUGUAAGGCUGUGAACGGUUUCGGCGUUCAUGAAAUCAGCUUUCAAUUGGACCUUCUCGACGAUGCGAUGCAAGAAGCUUGUAAAAGCAGUAGCGACGAAGAUGACAUUUCGUCGUCAAAGCCGAUUAUCUUGCAUAAAUCCAAAAAAUCUAAACAUAUGUUAAAGCCGGCCGGUAAUUACGCUUUGCUUAAAUGUAUCGCCGUCGCUGAGCCACUUCCAGAUUUCCACUGGUUCAAGGACGGUGUGGAGAUUAUACCCGAGAAAGGGCCGCCAACUGGCAACGUGGGACUUAAAUAUGUUGUGCGAUCAACGGUACUGUCAGAAGACGAUCUGACUGAAGUCAGCGAAAUGGAGGGCAUGCGUUCCACCCUACAGAUUAGCAACCUAAGAGGAUCUGAUACAGCUAACUACACAUGCAGAGCCCAGAAUGAACAUGGGUGGGAUGAAUUAACUCACAUCUUGGAAGUUGUUGAGAGGCAGGUUCCUCGGCGUCCAGAACUGCAUCCAGAUUUUCCGCCGGCCUAUUCGUGGGUAGAGGCAGGCCAGGCUGGCUCACUGUCUUGUAAAGUGAAUUCUGAAUUCCCCCCGGAAGUCCAUUGGCUGAAGCGACUCACGCCAAGCCCCGGAUUACCAAACAUCGUUCAACCUCCAGUGCCUGACGAAGUGGAAGUCGAAACAAUUCAUCCGCAGUUCAUCGUCAACCGCACUAUCAUUAUAGGAAAUAUUAAAUAUCAGAUCUUACCUUCGGCCCCAGCCAAACUGAUUGCCAGUGACGGUUAUUAUGCAUCAAUUUUACUCUUGUCCAAAAAGAGUCAGGAAGUCGAUUCUGGAUUCUACGUCUGUUUGGCUUUGAAUAAUGCAGGAUUUAAUUUCCGGCAAGUCUAUUUUAACGUCACCAAUAGCUAUGUGACUCCGUAUCAAACUACAGAUGACAGUUAUCCGGGGCGUAACACAAGCGAGGGCUGGGGUGACAAAGGCCGUACGGACGCCACAACAAUGGCGGUCGUCAUUGUUGUUGUUGUGUGCGGAUUAAUCGCGAUGGUGGCGUCGUGUUUCGUCUGGAAAAGACGCAAGAACCACCUCAGAGAUAAAACUCUUAGUGUUCCGUCUCCGUCUUUGUGUUCCUCAGCGCCGGAAGCCAUUGUUGUACAGCAACCCACUCCAGUGACUCAUUCUCCAUCUUCACUGGAUUACACAGUAUUCCGCGAAGGAUUGUCCAGCGGUAAUGGAACACCUCCGGCGUCCAACAGUUCUCGAUCGGACCCACCUCAGAACGCGCCACUGAAGGCCCACGUUCAACAGCAAAAAGAAAUCGUGCCUCCACGGAUGUAUUACUUGCCUGCGCGUACGCCGAAUUCCAGUAGUCCCCGACAGCAGAAGGUGAUCCAUCAGCCGCGAGUGAAACAGAGCAGCGGGAGCGGGAGAAGCGGAAGCGGAUCUCGACAGCAUCACCGCUCGUCGCCAAGGAGUAGCAAUAAUCAUCAUCAUUACUAUGUAAAUCCACCGUAUCACCAUCAGCGCCAUCCCGUGCCUGCGGAAGCCAGGUCAUUGACGACAGACACAUCCUUCCACAGCGAGUCGUUCUAUCCGGAUUGGUCGGCCUAUCCGCAUCACAUUCGAUUGCUUCACCCGUCACCGGAGAGCAGCUUCGAUCAGCUUUGAUUCUCGAUGGGAAUACGAUCCGUCUGGCUGCCGCAUUGAGAUUGAAAUCCAACCGAAUCGGCCAUCUGUUGAUCAAAACUGGCACUACUCGUUUCGACCGAUGAAAACCGACAAGUUGACUGACACCUGUGCAUAAACGUUGAAGUUCGCGUCCUUUUUAAUUUAAAUCAUUUUCUAGCCAAACCCUAAAGUGCUGGAACGGAUAACAAAUACUCUGCGCUUUUUACGUUUUUUUCUUUGUUUUUUUUUUUUUUUAUUUUUAUUUGCCCAUUUAUCAUUGCGUGUAUACGUCAUCUAGUCGUUUUUUUUUCAUUCAUCGCUGUGUAA
This is a messenger RNA of Daphnia carinata, 2391 nucleotides long. RefSeq names its product fibroblast growth factor receptor-like 1. The transcript is spliced from 10 exons. Lineage: Eukaryota; Metazoa; Arthropoda; Branchiopoda; Diplostraca; Daphniidae. The record is from RefSeq and is a predicted model, not a curated record. Bases 109 to 2064 code for a protein of 651 amino acids.